This is a messenger RNA of Cottoperca gobio, 797 nucleotides long. Its product is annotated as pre-mRNA-splicing factor 38A-like. NCBI's taxonomy places the organism in Eukaryota, Metazoa, Chordata, Actinopteri, Perciformes, Bovichtidae. The transcript has 6 exons. The coding region runs from base 75 to 797 and encodes 240 amino acids. The record is from RefSeq and is a predicted model, not a curated record.
GUCACCUGGAGACACCUGCAUUAUGACGCUCUGCUGCUGCCACCUGCUGGUCUGAGCUGGUUGUGGACAAAGCCAUGGAGUUGAAGUUUGUCGGUGGAGUUUUUGGAGGAAACAUCAAGCCCACUCCCUUCCUCUGCCUCACUCUGAAGAUGCUGCAGAUUCAACCUGAAAAAGACAUCAUCGUUGAGUUCAUAAAAAACGAAGAUUUCAAAUAUGUUCGUCUACUCGGAGCGAUGUACAUGAGGUUAACUGGCACCACAGUGGAUUGCUACAAAUACUUGGAACCGCUGUACAACGAUUACAGAAGGGUCAAGAGUCAGAACAGAAAUGGAGAGUUUGAACUGAUGCAUGUGGACGAGUUCAUUGACGAGCUUCUUCACUCAGAGAGGAUGUGUGACAUCAUUCUGCCUCGACUUCAGAAAAGACACGUCCUCGAGGAGGCUGAGAUGUUAGACCCACGUAUCAGCGCUCUAGAGGAAGAUCUGGAUGAGGUGGAGAGCAGUGAAGAAGAGGAUGAGGAAGAAGAGAAGCACUGGACCCAGUUCGCUGAAGAGGCUGGCAGUCCGGCAAUGAACUGCUCCAGUGCCUCAUGCCCGACGACGUCCUCCGCAGAGUUGGUUCCCGGCUGGAGACAGCACCUGGCUGCGUCAUCUUCUGCAGCCCAAUCGGCAGUGGCCGAACCGGAGUGUUUCCUGGAUCGCCCCUCUGGUGGCCGAGCACUGCAGCAGCUCCCACAGGAGGACACGAUCCUCCCGCUGGCACGCCGUAUUGUGGCAAGGGCUUUUCCCCUCCUCUGA